Molecule: messenger RNA, 1266 nt
Organism: Candidozyma haemuli
Lineage: Eukaryota; Fungi; Ascomycota; Pichiomycetes; Serinales; Metschnikowiaceae
Gene: ISC1
Product: inositol phosphosphingolipid phospholipase
Exons: 1
Coding region: 1-1266 (421 amino acids)
Cellular component (GO): cytoplasm
Molecular function (GO): sphingomyelin phosphodiesterase activity
Source: RefSeq, a predicted model, not a curated record
AUGGAGAAGCAUAAGGUCCGCCUCCUAACGCUAAAUGCCUGGGGCCUCAAAUACAUCGCAAAGCAUAGAAAGGCAAGACUUCGCUGGAUAGCAAACCAAUUGGCUUCUACCGACUACGAUGUGGUGGCGCUUCAGGAAGUUUGGGUAGAGGAAGACUGGCUUUACAUCGAAGAACAGUGUCGGAUCCAGUACCCUUACCGUCGUGUUUUCCGUUCUGGAGUCCUUGCUGGCCCCGGAUUAGCCAUCCUUCUGAAGAUACCCAUCAACAAUUCGUUCCUUUAUCGGUUCCCCAUCAACGGGAGACCCAGUGCUUUUUUUAGAGGUGACUGGUUUAUGGGAAAGUCUAUUGCAGUCACAAUACUAGAGCCACUCACUCCGGAAACCCCGCCUAUUGCCUUACUCAACUCACACAUGCAUGCUCCAUACUCUUCGCUGGGGGAUGCCGCUUAUUCCACACAUAGAGCAUGCCAAGCAUGGGAUAUGGCCAAGUUGGUGAAAACUUUGAAAAUGGCCAACUAUGCCGUCAUUCAGGUAGGUGACCUCAACUCCAAACCGGGUCUGUUGCCUUACAAGCUCUUCACGAUGGAGGGCGGUUUGGCGGACUCGUGGGAGAUUCUUCAGGGCGAAAAGAACCCACUGCCAGACGAAAUCGCCCGUAUGUCUCCUCAUGAUCAGAUAGUCAAGGCUGGCGUCACUUGCAAUUCUAUAUUCAACACAUGGCAUCCUCACCGGAAACCUCAUGAGGCAUGCCGCUUAGACUACGUCUUAAUCGACUCACAGACCCUUACGCCUGUCCUGGCAGCUGUAAGGUUUACUGAAGUGCUUCCACCUCCAUACUCCUGCUCAGCAUCUGAUCAUUUCGCUUUCGCCGUGGAUCUUGUGGUCAGCGAGAGAGACAGAACUAAUCUCCACGAUAAACACGGCAAAGCGGAACUCCUUGAAAUAUACCAAGAUGCCCAUAGUGAGAUCACGACAUAUCUCCAGCAGACCAUUCCAUUUCAAGCAACUUGGCGUAAAUACCACUUUUUUGCAUCGAUCUUGCUCGUCAUCAUGAUACAUAUUGGUAUUACGUUUGCCUCACAGAAGCAGCCAUGUUCAUCAGUGCUUCUUUCACUCGCAAGUACGUUGAUUGCUGUUUCCGGAGUGCUUAAUGGGUUGAUUUGGGGCUUUGGUGUCAGAUCAGAGCUGCGUGCUCUUCAAGAGGUAAGGAUGGAGGUCGAGGAUGCAAUUAGAGGAAUACAGCGGCUUUAUAGAGCCACUGCUUAA